This is a messenger RNA of Rhodamnia argentea, 462 nucleotides long. RefSeq lists its product as uncharacterized. The record is from RefSeq and is a predicted model, not a curated record. Lineage: Eukaryota; Viridiplantae; Streptophyta; Magnoliopsida; Myrtales; Myrtaceae. The coding region runs from base 1 to 462 and encodes 153 amino acids. The transcript has a single exon.
AUGAAGUUCAAGUCCCCCAAGUUCGGGGUCGGCGACUUUGCCGUCCGGACUCUGACCGUCGGGACUCAGGCCUCGCCUUCAUUCGACAUGAGCUUUGUUGCCCCAAUCCGAGUCAAGAACACCAACUGGGGUCCCUUCAAGUACGACGCCUCCACUGUUGACUUCACCUAUGGAGGUGUCCAGGUGGGACAAGCAAUCAUCCCCAAGAGCAAGGCCAACUUCAAGUCAACCAAGAAGAUCGACGUGAAUGUGACUUUGAGCUCUGCUAAUUUGCCCAGCAAUAUCAAUUCGAAUCUCGGGAGCGAACUGAGCUCUGGGGUCAUAACUUUGACAAGUCAGGGUGAGCUUAAAGGGAAGAUUACAGUCAUGUUCAUGUUCAAGAAGAAAAAGACCUCGCAAAUGAAUUGCACCAUGGCUAUUGAUACCACAACAAAGGCGGUCCAAUCCUUGUCGUGUAAAUGA